Lineus longissimus is the source of this 12115-nucleotide messenger RNA. Its product is annotated as kinesin-like protein KIF13A. The coding region runs from base 164 to 6802 and encodes 2212 amino acids. The record is from RefSeq and is a predicted model, not a curated record. Gene Ontology annotation, biological process: microtubule-based movement. Gene Ontology annotation, molecular function: microtubule motor activity; ATP binding; microtubule binding. The transcript has 36 exons. Lineage: Eukaryota; Metazoa; Nemertea; Pilidiophora; Heteronemertea; Lineidae.
GCGACUGAGCGAUAAAUUUGUGUUGUUGACAUCCGAAUUUCUCCCAGAAAUGGCCAUGUAAAAUCAAAAUAAGUGAUUGUGGUGAACUGAUAUAUUCAAACCAUAUCACUGUGGAUUAAAUAAAUAUAACUUAGGAUUAAAAUAGUGGAUUAUUUCUGAGAAAAUGUCGGAUAAAGUCAAAGUUGCGAUUCGGGUUCGUCCUAUGAAUCGUAGAGAGAAGGACCUGGCAACAAAGUGUUGUGUGGAUAUAGAUAGCAACCAGACAAUUCUUUUUCAUCCAAAUUCUGGGAUUCAUGAACUGAAGAAAGACAAAGAUGGAGACACCCCGCAAUCUUCACAUCAUGCAAACAGAAAGGCACCCAAGAUAUUCGCCUUCGAUCAUUGCUUUUGGUCGAUGGACGACACCAAUCCUAAAUACUCGGGUCAAGAAAAAGUAUUCCACAACCUUGGGGCAGAUAUCCUAGAGCGGGCGUUCGAGGGUUACAAUGCCUGUAUAUUUGCUUAUGGCCAGACCGGUUCUGGCAAGUCGUACACGAUGAUGGGGACCAUGAACGACCAGGGUGUCAUUCCGCGCCUCUGUGACUCGCUAUUCCAACAGGUGGCGUCCCUCGAUAAGGAGGAUCCGGACCUCUCCUGUAAAGUGGAGGUGUCCUAUAUGGAGAUUUAUAACGAGAAAGUCCAUGACUUGUUAGAUCCGAAAGGCGGGAAGCACAACUUACGAGUAAGAGAACACAACAUCCUUGGACCAUACGUCGACGGACUCUCACAACUUGUCGUCACGUCAUUCGAGGACAUCGACACGUUGAUGUCGGAGGGGAACAAAUCGCGUACAGUCGCUGCGACCAACAUGAAUUCGGAGAGCAGUCGAUCGCAUGCUGUCUUCAACAUCAUCCUUACGCAGACAUUGGUCGACAGGGAAAGUUCGGUGACUGGUGAGAAAGUGAGCAAGCUGAGUUUGGUGGAUUUGGCGGGAAGCGAGCGUGCUCAGAAGACUGGUGCUGUGGGGGAGAGGUUGAAGGAAGGGAGCAAUAUAAACAAAUCGUUGACGACUCUUGGGCUUGUUAUCUCGGCCCUUGCCGACCAAUCGGGGAAGAGCAGUAAAAAUAAGUUCGUACCGUAUAGGGACUCUGUGCUCACAUGGCUACUAAAGGACAACCUUGGAGGCAACAGUAAAACUGUCAUGGUUGCCACCCUGAGUCCGGCAGCUGACAACUACGAGGAGACCCUCUCGACAUUGCGAUAUGCCGACCGGGCGAAACGUAUUGUCAAUCACGCCGUGGUCAAUGAAGAUCCCAACGCUCGUAUUAUACGGGAACUUCGGGAGGAGGUCGACAACUUGAAGAAGAAACUCAAUGAGGCUCAGGUGAGGCUGAAGCCCUCGAAAGAUAGUAAACAAAAUGGAGAGAUUGAGGAACGCUUGGAGGAAACGCAGAAACUCUUCAAGGACAUGACCAAGACUUGGGAGGAGAAGCUCACCGAGACAGAACGCAUCCAUGCGGAGCGCCACCAAGCGUUGGAGAAGAUGGGCAUCUCAGUGCAGACGUCGGGCAUCAAGGUCGAACAGGGGCGAUGUUUCCUCGUCAACCUGAACGCAGAUCCUUCACUCAAUGAACUCCUCGUCUACUACUUAAAGGAUCGUACUUUAGUUGGCCGCCCCGAUGCACCUGUCGAGCAGGACAUUCAACUCCAGGGCCUAGGAAUUUGUCCUGAGCAUUGCAUACUUGAGAUCGAUGCCAAUGAUGUCAUUGUGGUACCACUAGAGGGAGCAAGGACAUGUGUGAAUGGUUCCCUGAUCGGGCAGAAAACCAAGGUUCGACAUGGCGACCGGAUCCUCUGGGGAAACAACCACUUCUUUAGAAUCAACUGUCCAAAGGCUAACAGUCCAUCGACAACGGAGCCCCAGCAGCCUGUGGACUAUGACUUUGCCCAGCAGGAGGUUAUGAUGAAGGAGAUGCCCGAUGACCCGAUACAGGAGGCCAUCGUGGCAAUGGAGAAACAACACGAAGAUGAUAAACAAGAGGCCCUUGAGAAACAGCGCCAGAUGUACGAGCGCCAAAUGCAGAUGUUACGCAACCAACUGAUGUCACCGAGCACGCCAUCGCAGCCGUUCCUACCGUUACCACCGUUUGAUUUCAGUAUGAAAUCGCCGGGUUCCAAGAUGCAGGUGAAGUACCAACAGUGGGCACAAGAAAGGGAGAAGCUGUUUUGUCAGAGUCUCGUCCGCCUCAAAGAGGAAGUGGUCAAGGCAAACUGUUUGGUUCGGGAGGCCAACUUCCUUGCACAAGAGAUGGGCAAGAAGACAGAGUUCUCGGUCACGUUACAGAUCCCGGCGGCCAACCUCAGUCCAAAUAGAAAGAGGGGCGCCUUCGUGAGCGAGCCUGCCAUUCUAGUCAAAAGGAAAGACAAGGGUAGCCAGGUGUGGUCGAUGGAGAAGUUUGAGAAUAAGAUCAUCGAUAUGCGGGAGAUGUAUGAAGAGCGCAAGGAGAAGGGGAUCUCAAUGAUGGUAGAGGAAGCAGACGUUCCCGAACGAACGCUUGUCUGGGAAACGUUUUUACAAAAGUUAUUAGACAUGGACGAGGGACCCCCAGCAAAAGGUGACCCUUUCUACGAGUCACAGGAAAACCACAACCUGAUUGGUGUCGCUAACGUGUUCCUCGAGUGUCUGUUUUAUGAUGUCAAACUUGAUUAUCAAGUUCCUAUUAUCAGCCAACAGGGGGAGGUGUCUGGACGUCUUCACAUUGAAGUAUGUCGUGUGGCUGGUUCCAUGCCUGACCGCCAGGGGGAUACAAACUCAGAGAGCGGCGACAGCAAUCGUAGCUAUGACUAUUACGAAGACGAGGGAGUGUCUGUCGGGAAUCAGAUGGUGUGUCGGAUUUCAAUAAAAGAAGCGAAAGGCCUCCCGCCGAUGUUAUCAAACUUUGUCUUCUGUCAGUAUAACUUCUGGGACCACCGUGAUGCAGUAGUUGUGGCCCCCGUAGUUGAUCCCAAUGUCGCACAACUCAAAAAGAACAGUAUGACGUUCAAAUUUGAUCAUCGGAAGGAAUUCAAGGUCUAUGUGACUGAGGAGUUUGUGGAGCAUUGUGCUGAGGGUGCUCUCUCGAUAGAAGUGUGGGGCCAUAGGAGUACAGGGUUUGAUUUCAAUCAAGGUUGGGAGAUGGAAAAUGUACAGGCAAAGUCGAGGUCAUUGCUAGACAGAUGGGGUGAACUUAUCCGUAAAAUUGAACUUUGGACUGAGAUCCAUGAACUUAACGACCAGGGUGAAUACACGCCAGUUGAAGUCUUGACAAAGCCUGAGGUCCUGACAGGCGGGGUCUUCCAGCUCCGGCAAGGCCAUUCACGCCGCAUCUUGGUGCAUGUAAAACCGAUUCAGAAUUCUGGGACCCUGCCGAUCAUUUGUGAGGCGAUCACAUCGAUUUCGGUCGGUUGUAUAUGUGCACGGUCGAAGCUUCAAAAGGGGCUGGAUUCGUACCAGGAGGAGGAUCUGAACACGCUGCGGGAUAAGUGGUCGGAGGCACUCAUGAGACGACGGGAAUAUCUUGACGAACAGAUACAGAAAGUCAUCAAGAAAACAGAUAAAUCUGACUCUGACACCGAGAGAGAGCGUAGUCUCAUCGACCAGUGGGUGUGCCUGACGGAGGAGCGUAAUGCGGUGCUGGUUCCGCAGGCAGGGAGUGGGAUCCCUGGUUCUCCAGCCGACUGGAUCCCUCCUCCUGGCAUGGAGCAACACAACCCUGUGCUGUUCCUGGAUUUGAAUGCGGAUGACAUGACCACCCCUAACGCCAAGGAAGGCCUCCAAGCUGCCGGAAUCAACUCUAUACUACCUAAAGAACACGGCGCGAAAUUCUACAACCUUCCGAUCGUCAAAUAUUGCGAGAAAGAAAUAUGUGCCAUUGCAUCAUGGGACUCCUCGAUACACGAUUCAGUGCAUUUGAAUCGUGUUACGCCAUCGAAUGAACGGGUGUAUAUGAUUUUGAAAGUUGUUGUUCGGUUGAGCCACCCGGCUUCGAUGGAGCUGGUGCUUCGGAAGAGACUGAGUAUUAAUAUUUACAAGAAGCAGAGCAUGAUGGAUCGGAUGAAGAAGCGCAUGUCGAAGGCGGACUUGCUGACUGCAACUGGCGUUUCCUAUGAAGUCGUCUCCAACAUCCCCAAGGCCUCGGAAGACCUCGAAGAUCGUGAAUCCCUCGCACAAAUGGCCGCCUCCAAGAACGAGGAGUGCCAGGGGUCGGACGGGGAGACGUAUCUGGAGAAAUAUAUCAAGGGAGUGUCGGCAGUGGAGAGUAUACUCACGCUGGAUAAGCUUAGACAGGAGGUGGCCAUCAAAGAGCUCCUGUCAGCAUCCGGGCGGCCAUUACGGAAGACUGCCAGUGUUCCAAAUAUACACGGGAUCGUUAGGUCAGAUUCUUUCCAUCGCGGCUUGGACGAGCAGGUUCGUGCGGAAAGUGUCGCUGACCUUUCAAGGUCAGACCCUCUGACCCCGGAUGGCCGCCGAAGCAGUGAUGGUGGCUCUGACAAGGACAAAUCACCCUCCGCAUUCAGCCUUGGGAAAAAGAAAGCGACAACUAUAUUUAAAAUGCUUAAAACAGUUGUGGAGUUUGGCAACGGCAUGCGAAUCAGACCAGAUGACCCGCGGCUUGGGUUACACGCCCCUGGCCCACUUCGCGCUUUCAACCCCGCAGGCAUGUCCGUUUCGGUCAGUGAACCAGAGAAUAUCGGUUUGCCCCGAUUUGAUGUGCAUAUGGAAGCAGGUUUAUCAGUCACAGAUUGCGAAUUUCCCCCAACAGAAGAAGAGUUGUCAGCGUCACCAAAGAACGUUGUCAGCCCCCAACCGACAAAGUUUGUCAAACCAAUGCGGACACUUCUCGAGGAGCAACACGUCCGUGAAACUAAACCUUUACUCAUUCAAGACUCUGAUGUAAGUCUCCAGCAUGAGUUAUCUUUCUCCGGCGAUGAAUUUGACGAACUCAACAAACAAAAGGCAGAAAAGCCACAGGAUCAGCCAGAGAAUCAAAACACUGUUGCAUCGGACGAUGACUUCACCGAAUUCGAAUCGUACCAAUCACAAACGGAAACUCAAAAUGCAGCGCAAAACACGGCGCAGAAAAUCAUGACUAAUCGUACGGAUAGCAUCACACAUUCGUCGACAACGGAAAGUUUGGUUGAUAUCCAGGCGGUGAAGAGUUUUACACCGAGUAUGACGUCGAGCGGUUACGGGUCGCAGGCUGUUUCGACCUUGACCUUAUCCUCGGAGGAUUCAGCGAGUAUUCGAAGCAUGAGUAUUGACGAGACGCCCGACCAUGCGGAGAAAUCAAAAGAUGGCACUAAUCAUAAAAAAGAUGGCGGCGAACAUGGCGAGGAGGGCGAUACUCCAAAUCUGAUUGAUUUGGCGGUCGCAGAUGAGAAUUUGUCGCUUCCGAUGAAACCAGUUUUACCGGGAAACAAUGAGAUUUCCGGGGGAGAAUCCCAAAUGAAGGGUUCGUCCAGUGAGGCGGACUCGGAAUCAGUUAUUGAGGUUUCUGUUGGGAACAAGGUUGAUUCUGGGAAAGUUGUGGAAAAUUCUGCGAAGGUUGAAAGUUCCGAGAAAAAUAUUGGAAAUUCAGAGAAAAAGUCUGAGGUGGAAUCUGUCGAGAAUGUGAGUGACGUUUCUGUGAAAACUGGUGAGGUUGUUGCAACUGGGGACCAGAAUGGCAAUGAGGGAGAGAGUAAGGUCAAAGGUCAAGGUGAGGGUAAGGUCAAAGGUCAAGGUGAGGGUAAGAAGGUCGAAGCAAUAGACUUGUAUAGCGAAACUGCCAUGGAUGAGCUUGAAGCCCUGGGAGGUGAGAUUAACGAGCCGAAGAAGGAGGAUGGAACGGUGACCGCCAAUAGUAGUGACAGUGGCACUGGCGAUUUGAAGAAAGAAAACAGUGAGGACAGUUUACAGUCGCCGAGGAGCGAGAGUAGUGAUACGGUCACUCAUGGCGAAAUAAAGGACCAUGAAAAAGUAGUGCGUAGGACUAGCGGUGAACGAGUGAGAUUACGCGGAGAUGUGCGUAAAUCGUUAAACCUUGAUCCGCGGGUUACUAACUCCAAGAGGGAGGCCACGCGAGAAAACAGGCGCAGUAUGCCCGAGCAUAAAUUGAAUAAAAUGGCGCCAUCGCCGUUGAAGCCGGGGGCACGAUUACCCGGGUCACAUGACAAUCUCUCCGUGCAGAAGAAAAAAGCAGAGUUGGAAGAGAGUUACGAUAGUGAUUUUAGUUCCAGCAUGCAGUCAUUAGAGGGCGCUCUAAAUGGUGAGAAUGACGUCAGUGGUGUGCAUCGAGGUGUCGAGUCUCCUGAAGGGUAUACUUCUGAUGGUGAAGAUGACGGGGUCAGCCUCUGCUCAUUCGGCAGCCGAGCUGACCUGGAUCGCAUCCACUCCGGCCCCGUGCCAUCUUGGAUCCAAAUUGGUGAGAGCGUCCAAGUGCUGUCAUCGCGAGGCGGACCAAGUCAGAGUGGUAUCGUGAAGUUCAUCGGGCCGACAGAAUUCGCAAGCGGGCCAUGGGUUGGUGUGGAACUGGACCAGCCACAAGGUAAAAAUGACGGCACAGUGAAAGGAGUUCGUUAUUUCAAGGCUCGAUCCCGUAGCGGCAUCUUCGUACGACACGACAAGCUCAUCAUGGACAAGAAACGCCGAAAAGGAUCUGUGAAGACGCCGACCGGAUCCGGUACCAUGCCUGCAGGUCUUCGCCGGAGCAUGGGCAGUCUAUCUGGUUCAAAUUCGCAGCUCACAAAUGCGGGGUCGAGCGGGGGCUCCUACAAACGCCCAAAUUCUUCUCGGAAGAAAUAACGUUGCGUCGACUUUAAUAGUCUUUCAUCCAUCGUUGUUGUGAUCGUUAGUGGAACUUGGUCUUGUUUCAGAGGUAUUAUUCGUGCGCGAUUUCAGUAGCUUAACGUUUGAGUCCGAGGCCGAGGUUUGGAAAGUGUCCCGUAUUGGGUUUCUCUCUCUGGUGUCAACCAUUGUAUAAAGGUCAAGGUCAAGAAGCUUUUAGCUGACCUUGAUUGAGCCUGAACAGUUAUAUCAAAGCACUCGGUCUACGUCACGGUGUGAACGUUUUGUGUACAAAUCUGGUGGCCAUAGAACUUUCCAGAACUCUUCCUCAGAUUUAUAAGCGUUUUUGCUCUAGAGGUGUAAAUUUCUAUUGGUGCAUUUAAUUUUAUACUAGAAUAAUUGUUCCAGUCGUCAAGGUCGUUGCUAGGUGACCUUCGAAGGUCAAUGCUGGAUGACCUUGACCUAAUUGUGAUACUUUUUGUAGUUUUCGCUAAGGUCGUCUGCCUCCGUUUUCUGAUUAACGAAAAUAUUGCUUCUUUGACAAUACGUAUCAGAAACUACUAUUAAAGCAGAUUUCGACAGUUUUGUUCACUUCAAGGUAUAGCGCUAUGUUGCCACACAUGCCCAUAAACAAUAAACUAAUGGAUUUGGAAAACUGAGGCAGGCUGUACCAUGACUGUACAUUCUUGUAGUAACCAUGCACUGCCACUGGAUACAUAACUGCAUGGAUUAGUUCCAGAUCUUCUCACUAGAGGGAUACAAUGAUCAGUAUUGACUUAUGUGGUGUUUGAUUGUAGUUUUCAUUCAUCCUAAUCGGCCAUUUUAGGACAAUGUCACAACCACAAUGCCUGGAUGGGGUCUCUCUUAGGCACAACUGAUGUUCAUAUUCCCUCUAGUGAGACAUUUGGAAACUAGUCUCUAAAAUAGUUGCACUGCUAAAUGCAAUAAAAGGUCGAUGAAGCUCUGUUGGAGAUAUUUAUCUUUGCAGAUUUUGGGUCACAAAGGGUUAUUGGAUUAUCUUGAAUCACUUGUAGAUUAGCUUUUUGUCUUGAUUAACGUAACUCUUCAUCUUCAAUCUGAUAUCAUAACCGGUAAUUAUGAAUUGCAUUUUCUGAGAACUUGCUCAUUCCAUCAUUAUCAAGGAUGGCUGAAUAUUGAGGAAUGAUAUUUACCAUUAAAACUAUCCUCAAUCUCAAAUGAAAGAGUUAGUUUUGAGUAUUCACCUUGGAAUCUCCAAAAUGGGUUGCCGAUCUGCACUAAGGGUGCGAUUCCAGUUGAGCAUUUUCUUCUAUUGAAUGGGCUAGACCUAGAACAGACAUGGUGCAUUGAUAUUCAGUAUUGAAGCAACUUGAAUACCUUUAAACUCCCAUUGAUCAGAAUAACAUUGAGCAAUGUACAUGGAAAUGUACAGUUGAUUCUUGCACUGAGGUUGACACGUAUUGCUACUCAGGUGGCAGUGAAUGAUGGAAUAGCCUCGGGCUUGUAGGCUAGUGAAUAUUUUGUUAGAUAUUUCUGUGCUGUUGGCUUAUAAAUCACAUCGGUCCUCAUUGUAAAUUGCCAUUUGUUAUAGUCUUGAGUCUUCUGCGGUGUUCAUUUUUGAACGAGCAUGAGUGUAUAGUUGUGUUCCGUACGUUAUCCUGGAUAAGCUUUUGACACUUUUGCCUGCUGUAAGUGUGCUCCUGUUUAAAUGUUGUCGCAGGCCGAUAGUAUCAUUCAUAGUUCCGUAAACCAAACCGUUUCAAUGGAAGACCUCCCAUAGAAAAUCCUGUAAUAAGAUGUCAUUUUGUUGUAAAAACCAUGAAAGAGACAGCAGAAGUGCAUUUGCAUCUGUACUCUUUGAUUCCGCUUCAAGCUUGCAUUUUAUACCUGUUCUUGCCAAUCGAGACUGAAGCUGGAUUCUGGUGCAAGCGAAAUCUCAUACUCUGCGAAAAUGCCACUUUUACAGCAGGUCAAAGUCUUUUGGUAAUGAAAAAACAACUCACAUGAUCUUGAAUAUUCGUCUCGACCGAAUAUAACCAGUUUGUACAGAUCGUGUAACAUUUUCUGUGUUAUUGUCUGUUUAUAAAAAAUGUACCGUUAUUGAUGAAAAUACAAGUGCUAUACAUUGUUAUAGUCCACUUCAAAUUGAUAUCAUGCUCUGGAUGUAUAUUUUGCUGAUUUGUGUCAGUAUUAGAUCAAAAUAGGGCGGUGAGGAUGGAUUAGUUUAUCUUGAUUCAUCCUGAAGUGACGUUCCUUCGUAUUUCGAAGACCUGAACAUUUGAGGAGCGCAGUGGAGUCAUCUCCUGUGUGGUUCAUUUCGAGACUACCCUGAGGGUGUGACCCAGGGCUGUGAGAUCAUGAAGUACUUAGGCCUUGUCACCUCUCAUGAGGUACGUUCAGGCAGUAAACAAACAGGAAGAGACAAUGAGGUCUUUUGCUCAACAGCUUGGAAGUCACUCUGUAAGGAACGGAGCAGUCUUUACAGCCAGGUUCGUUUGUUCAAAAGUGAGAGAUUUUCCUUUAUGUAAAUACGCAUUGAAUUUUGAUUUCACACCAAUUGAAAACACUUCUAGGUGUACAAGUUCCUUCUUCCAAACAAGCCUGGCUUUUAGUAAAAGACUGUUUUGGAUGUAAGAAACUGCUUGUUACAGAAUGUUGCUUUAACUUUCUUGUGAACUUUCUCGCCAUGCCAUGUUCGUAUGAUUUUAUGAGUGGUAGUUCAAGUGAUGGUUGAUAGGUGGCAUAGUCGUUAACCUCUUAUGCUUCCAUAACCCAAUUGGUGCGUCGUUGGUAUGGAUGUUGUCCUUCCUGUGUUGCGAUAUUGAGAUUGUGAUAUUGAUUAUGUAACCAUGGUAACUUGUGAAUUGUUUCACAUCCCAAAUAUACAUUCUUGGCUUUAUGUACUGCUGUUGAAUGUUCCGAUAGCAGAAUUGGAAAUUGGCUCUGAAAAUUCCUUAGUUGACUGAUAUUUCUGUGGUAAAUGUAUUUGUAAUGAAUAGUUCAAUUGUCAUUUCUGACAAGGAUUUUCCUCCAAACAUUCCUCAAGUUCCAUUGAAUUCAUUUGCCAAGUUACAAUUAUUUUUUUGUGGAGAAGGUCUUUUCAAAUGUUUGGACGAAGUGAAGGUCACAUCAAGAAUUGAUGUUCUUUACUAUCCUUGGCCACGUGCUACUUUUCACUGUAACUAAUGUACACAAACCACUUCCAAGUGAAGAUGAAAUGAUUCAAAUGUUGAAGUAUUGUCAAGUUUUUUGGACAAAUCUCGGCCCCUGUGCCCAAUAUUGCCUUCCAUGUUUAGGUUUGUAAUUAGAUGCUCUUUUGUUUGCAAGACAAUCAAAUUGAUUGUGCUUUUGUUUAUUAUACUACACUCUGUUACCAAGUCUGUGGACUUACUUCUGUGAUUAUUUUUAUCUGUAUAAACUGUGCAAAAUUCUGUUGAAUCUUGUUUUGGAUUUCAGAAAUGCUUCACAAGGUGUUGCUAUGGCUGAAACAAUGGUUGCUAUGGCAACAUACUUGUUGCCAUGGUUGCAGCUGAAAUAUGGCUACAGCCAUAAUGAAAACUAUAGUUUCUUUGACUGCAUUCAGCUGUAAGAUUGUUGUGGUUGCUAAGGCCGAUAUUGGUAUUGUUGCUAUGUGAGAAACUGUCCAGUUUCGUGACUUACUUGCUUAACAUGGGUCACAAAAUUGUAGAAAAAAUGAUGGAUACUAGAAUCAAAAGUGUGACAAGUUGACCAAACCUCUGAUAUUUCUGUUGAAAUAGUUCCUUUGCUCCUGAAUGCUUCAAGCUUUCUCUGUGCUUUAUUGAAAUUGUUUUAAAGAAUUAUAUGAAAUCAAAAGUGCUACAUUUUGAUAUUGCAGAAAAAACAGGCCGAGGAAGAAGAUGUGUUUCGCCUGCUUUGUAAUAUGGUGCAGUUAAUCCUAGUAGUUGUCAUUUUAUAUCACUGUUUAUAGUAGACAGGCCAUGGUCGUCAGCGUCAGUUUUGUCCCAAUGAAAAAUAUGUAAAUGUCCGUGAAAAUAUUGCAUCUGGGCUGAAAUUACUCGAGGUUAUCUUCACUGUUUGCUUAUAGUGAUGCCGUCACAUGGGGGGACUUUGAACACCUGGCUACAGUUUCGCAUCACAACAUUUCUUUCUUUGUGGUGUUCAAAGUGACCCCAUGUGAUGGUACGCAAUGUUUGAAUGCAGUUGGGUUCACAAUAAGGCCAUUGAAGAUGCCAUCUCACUGCUCUUUGUGAGGAUGUUUACUACUAAUGUUGACUGAAAAGUGACUUGCACAAGGUCACAACCAAAGCCAGUGCCACUUGUGAAAGUACAGUGUAAUAAUUCCUAAACCCCCUUAAGAAGAUCACUGGUUGUAAAGUUGAUUAUUUUUGUCCGUUAUAUUUCAAGCAAAGUCUGAUGUAUUGAUUUGAAAAUAAAAAAAUUAGAGAUUACCUUCAGUCCCAGAUGCAACAGUGAAAAUAGUCAGUUAAUCAGAGUCUGUGUCACCCAUCUGGAGGUCGUCGUCUGUCCAUGAUGUUCAGUCCUUCUACAGGUCUUCAUUGGUCUUAUCCUACGAGAAAUUUAACCCGCAUUGAACGGAGGCUACUAUGAGUGUAAGAGAGUCUAUUGGAGGCUGAUUGGGCUUGUUCAGUUCUACCAUUGAGAAUAUCUUCAGCUGCGUACUCUAAUUCCUGUACUAGUAAAAUGCAGUUGUACCAAGUUGUACGUGCCCAGUUGUAUUGUGAUAGUGGGCAAGACUGGUGGCGACACCUAUUGAUUUUGUGGUGAAAUUUACCUUGACCAUUUUCGCGAUGUUUAGUGGUUAACUGUAGAGUUUUCUCUUAGUACUUCAAGUUCUAAGACCUGAGUGAACUGUACAUCAUGUACACAACGUUGUACAGAUUCAGCAUUCUAGAUAGGGUGAAGUGAAAUAUAUACAAAUGUACAUUGUUGUAUGUAAGUAUAUAGUCAACAAAAAGUGAUUAUUGUGAAAUUUUUACAAAACCUCAAGAUCGGAUUUUAAGUGUGUUGAACCUAGCGGGGAGAAUAUAAUGAUUAUUGUAAUAUUAAGUUAAUUGGUCGCUAAUUAUGGCAAUUGAUUGGUAAUUAAUCAAUUAAAAGAGGUAAUUGAUCUUCCUUUAUUCUUAAAGGGGCACUGAGGUAGUUGAGAGGCGUUCGGACAUGUUUAACACAAUUGGGUGUUGGCUAUCAAAUGGAACAGCCACUGUUCCGGGAGGCUGUUUGUUGAUUGGAAUAGCCGUGACCUUUAACCUCACCCUUUCUGUAACCCUUUGACCCCAUAAGAUACAGGAGCAAAGAUGUGUAAAGUUAUGAUGAUAUUAAGUUAUGAAUAAACGUAAUGACUGGAUUGUA